GGGAGGAGGCGGCGGCGACGGCGGCGGUGGCGGCCUCGGGAAGAUGCUGCUCUUUGGCGUAAAUUGCAAUCGAUUAGGGAUCGUUUCUCAGACUCAAGUUAGAAGUGAGAGUUCAGAUAAGUGAGGCCGACAUUGCUGCUUUGAACACCUCAGAAGGGGAGAAUGGAUUUAUCAGGAGUGAAAAAGAAGAGCUUGCUAGGAGUCAAAGAAAAUAAUAAAAAGUCCAGCACUAGGGCUCCUUCUCCUACCAAACGCAAGGACCGCUCUGACGAGAAGUCCAAGGAUCGCUCUAAAGAUAAAGGGGCCACUAAAGAGUCCAGUGAGAAGGAUCGUGGCAGGGAUAAGACUCGGAAGAGACGCAGUGCUUCAAGUGGAAGCAGCAGCACCAGGUCUCGGUCCAGCUCAACCUCCAGCUCGGGCUCCAGCACCAGCACAGGCUCAAGCAGUGGCUCCAGCUCGUCCUCUGCGUCCAGCCGCUCAGGCAGCUCCAGCACGUCUCGAAGCUCGAGUUCCAGCAGCUCCUCGGGCUCCCCCAGCCCAUCUCGGCGCAGGCACGACAACAGGCGGCGUUCUCGCUCCAAAUCCAAGCCACCUAAAAGAGAUGAAAAGGAGAGGAAAAGGCGGAGCCCUUCACCUAAACCCACCAAAGUGCACAUUGGGAGGCUCACCAGGAAUGUGACCAAGGAUCAUAUCAUGGAAAUAUUUUCUACUUACGGGAAAAUUAAGAUGAUUGACAUGCCUGUAGAGAGGAUGCACCCUCACCUGUCCAAAGGCUACGCGUAUGUGGAAUUUGAGAAUCCAGACGAAGCGGAGAAGGCGCUCAAGCACAUGGAUGGAGGGCAAAUUGAUGGCCAAGAGAUCACUGCCACUGCUGUGUUGGCACCCUGGCCUCGGCCACCCCCUCGGCGAUUCAGCCCACCCAGGAGAAUGCUCCCGCCGCCUCCCAUGUGGCGCAGGUCACCCCCACGGAUGAGGAGAAGGUCCCGCUCCCCGAGGCGCAGGUCCCCUGUGCGCAGGAGGUCUCGGUCUCCCGGCCGCCGCCGCCAUAGGAGCCGCUCCAGUUCCAACUCCUCUCGAUAAGCAGGGACAUGGAUGGGUACCUCUGUAACUUACGUUCCCCACUCAGUUCUGUCCUUUAGGCAAAUGAAGAUCUGUAGGGAAGGAUCCCUUACCAGGGUAGGCGUUGAAGACAGCAGUUGGGAUACUUCCUCUGCAGAGGGUUCUGGCUGCAGAGGUGCUGUUGGUUCCGGACUAUGCCCAUAGAGGUGCCCUGUAGUUUUCUGGCUAGAAAGUUCACCCCUUCCAGUUCUUGUGAGUCUGUUUGGUAGCAGAGCCAACUGGGACAAGCAAGCCUCCAUACGGCAGCACACCGUUUGCCACAGAUGACCUGGAACCAGUCAGACAGCCGCUCACACACCCUUGCCGUUGCUGUGUCACAUCUGCCAAAAGGACCAGGCUGCUGUGCUGAAGGCCUGACCGUGUCCCUGCUGAUGCUCUGCAACUUGUAGGGUUAAAAGCCUUUGAAGGGGUCUUCAGACAUAGUUUCUGUUCUGUCCCCAUGUCUCUGC
Molecule: messenger RNA, 1568 nt
Organism: Acomys russatus (golden spiny mouse)
Lineage: Eukaryota; Metazoa; Chordata; Mammalia; Rodentia; Muridae
Gene: Rnps1
Product: RNA binding protein with serine rich domain 1
Exons: 8
Coding region: 163-1080 (305 amino acids)
Biological process (GO): mRNA splicing, via spliceosome
Cellular component (GO): cytoplasm; nucleoplasm; ASAP complex
Molecular function (GO): RNA binding
Source: RefSeq, a predicted model, not a curated record